AAACUAAGCCAAACCAGGGUAGACCCAAUUGAAAUCUCAUGUACUGUUCAUGAUCCUCAGUAUUGAACGUGUGCCGGGGUAGCUGAUAGCGCGUCCCGCCACUUGCUGCACUCUCGUCCCGGCAGGUGUCGGCAGAUCCUGCUGCUGAGUGCUGCUGCGUCACGUUCCUCAUUGUGAGAUUUUCGCGUGGAUUGAAUGCUUGCUCAAGGAUACACAUGCACUUUCCCUCCAUUACAUCCAUAAAUCUGCUCGGUUUUAGCCAGCUCAACAAAGUGCAAGGAACCGCUUGGGACGAUCUCUGCUUAGCGUUGCCAAAUUUUUUGUUUCGUGGACGGCGUGAAUAUUUCGCAGAUUGACUUGGGGUAUUGUACCCAACUGUAGUCUAAAGUCCGGGGUGUCCUCGUAGGUUAGGUUUUGAGCAUGGCGACGGAGAGAGAGCAGAUGAGUAAGAUGAAUGAGGACGCGAGUCUUCUGCAGAAGCCGAUCACAUAUGGCAACAUCUUUGGCGCUGUAGGGAAGUUGGGUUCCGAUUCUGUGUUGCCCGAAGAUGCAGCGCUCAUGCAGAGUGCGGAGGCGAGGACGUUCGGGCAGACGCAGAAGGACGGAGCUGCUUCGGUUAUGCAAGCUGCUGCAGAGCUGAAUGUGAAAGCGGGGUUUGUGGAGAAAGACGCUCACUCGCAGGUGGCCGAGAAGGGCGUCAUGGCGCAGGAGAUCCUUGUCCCUGGUGCAGAGAUUGAUGUGGAGUACAUUGCGGGCCAACCAGUGAUUGCGAAUGUCAAACCAACGCCUGUUGAUCCUUUCCUUGUAGCCCAAGAUGCUGUCACAAUAGGAGAUGCUUUGGAGGCAGCAGCAGUGGGAUCAGGACAGAGGCCCGUAGAGGAUAGUGACGCCCGCGCCAUCCAAAGCGCCGUGGCGAGGGCAACCGGAGCACCUCCAACUGCCGGUAGUUUAGCCGCAGCUGCAAUGUCGGCGGCUGAACUAAACCCCAGGGUUCCGAACGCUGACAAAACUACCUUAGCAGAUAUUCUCAUGGACGCUACUAUCGAUCUAGAAGCAGACAAAACUGUGACCCAAGAGGAUGCUGCUAAGGUGCUGGAUGCGGAGAUGCGCGGUUCACCGACAGGGGAGCCUCUCCCAGGUGGUGUGGCAGCAGCUAUGCAAGCCGCAGCUGAUAUCAACGAGCGCGCGGGCCUCAUCGAGCCAGCGUCUGGGGAUCAUCCGAGGGCGUUCCCAUUCGAAGACACGCCAGUCCUACCACAAGAGCAAGAUGCUUUCACUCCAGAAAUCGAAAACACGCCAAAGCCGGCAUCGGGAGAAGAGAAGGCUCCAAGUUCUCCCACACUUGCGUCGAGAGAGAAGGUACAUGCCAAGGAGGACUGAGUCAAGCCUACCAGAGUGCUGAUCCCACCAGUCUAUCAAUCCCGUCUUGUUAAAGCUGGUGGGCAGUGUUCAGGACUCGAGUAUCUUAAAUUUUCUGUAAAUGUUUUUAAUCUUUACUGGGCAGGAUAUAGCAUCAGAGCUGAGUUUGUACAGAUACCCCUCUGCAGUAGUUCAUCAUGCAACAUAGUGACGUGAUCGGCAUGCGUAAAUACUCUGAAAGAGCUUGUAUGUUGCUCUUCGGCUUGUUUUGUAUCUGCAAGCCUUAUAUGGUUCUAAGUGCAGUUACGAGAGCAUCAAAUCAUACACUCCCGAACAAUUGCUGGCUCACUCUCUCGACAGAGUACAGCUAUAAUGUUUAUACACAAGUUAUAUCAGUGCAAUAUCAAUAUAUAUAUAUAUAGAGAGAGAGAGAGAGAGAGAGAGAGAGAGAUAUAUAUUUGCAUAGCAUAUACGUUUCUGUCUGCUUUUCCCAAUAGUUACAGUUGCGUUUCUCACUUUCCUAAACGAAUGCACUGUAAUCCACUUUCGGGCUGUAAGUCUCCGCGUUCCUCGAGGCAAGGCGACAAAGUUGUAGUAUUAAACGGCAGCAUUGAAGCUUGUGGACAGGUGUUUCCUUUAUCCUGAAUUCUUGUUUGACAUGGUCCUACAAUUAAAUUUCGCAAACAACUGA
Molecule: messenger RNA, 2050 nt
Organism: Physcomitrium patens
Lineage: Eukaryota; Viridiplantae; Streptophyta; Bryopsida; Funariales; Funariaceae
Product: late embryogenesis abundant protein 31
Source: RefSeq, a predicted model, not a curated record